CUUUGGACCUACCCAACCUUGGGCAUUUUGGACAUCUCUGCCAGUUUCUUCAAUGCACGAUCCUGGCCUGACACACUCAGAAGCUCAGCAUUCGCAACCAUGAGCAACCCAGAAUUUACACACUCUCCCCCUCCGUACGAACUUUCCUUACAAAAUGACCCAAAGAUCAGUCAGUCACUACAACAGGACGAACUCAAGAAGGCGCCUGUUACAGACGACAAGCACGUAGACUGGGAACAGACCAAAGAACACCCUCCCGUCCAGCACAGUUUUCCUGUGGAGAUCUCGGUGCGACCCCUUCGCAUUCAGAAGCGGGCACCGGCAUCCGUGUAUGGCGGAACCCGUGGUCCGAGACCCUUGCCGCCCUGUCCUACUAAUUCAAAGACGCAAAGUAUUCAUGGCAAAGAGAUACCCCGGCUCAAAAUGGUCAUGGAGGGCAAGAUGCACGAGGAAUACACUGAGGAACAUUUACCCCCAGCCCCUCCGCCUUUUGCCCCGGUGGGUCCAAGCCUCGAUGGCCCUCCGUACAAGGACGUCAGUGCCACACCUCUUACAACUUCCUCUUUAUCGGAACGUUUUGGGCCGUCAUUCAACGGUUCACGUCGUCGGCGUGGAAGUCAUCCAUCACAGUUACCAUCCGCUUUGACGGACCCUCCCAAUGAGCCACCCUCGCGCAGCGGAUAUAGCGCCGUGCAAGGCGCUGCAAGAGAGACAAGGGUGCAGAGCAGGACUCGAGGUUCCCGACUGGCAUUUGAUCCCUCGGUAGCGUAUGCCCAUGACCACCAGUACGGUUGUGUUGGUGAAUCUCGGGCAGUGGAUGCUAUGUCACUGUAUAGCCAUGCUGUAUCCUCCCAUAUCCAACAUUCCCCCGCAAAUUCCGGGUCACGCUACCCCCACAUCAGGUCCGCAAACAGAUCUUCUACACGACCUUUCUCCUCAAAUUUCGAUUCCCGUGUUCGUAGCACUGCAGGCCCAAUGUCCUUACAGUUUACGCCGGCUCUGUCGAUCGGUCCCUCGGUCUCAACGCAUUCGCUCAACCAUUCCCCUCCCACGAUGGAUGCUAGAUGUAGCUCGAGGAGAUGGGCAGCCUCGGAAUACGACAUUACAACCCACAUAUACUGUGAUUAACAAACGAUUCCUGUUCCGUUGGUUCGGAUGCCUGGUUUUGUGUACCACUAACGAAUUACUUCUGUACCGUAUAUACCCAUAUCAUGCUAUGUAGCUCCUUUUCGAUAUCUGAUGCGACACCACUGACAAGGUUCGGAUGAAUACAUUUUCUGUGCUUCAAGUUGCCAUCACAACCUGAGAGA
This is a messenger RNA of Pisolithus orientalis, 1310 nucleotides long. RefSeq lists its product as uncharacterized. Lineage: Eukaryota; Fungi; Basidiomycota; Agaricomycetes; Boletales; Pisolithaceae. The transcript is spliced from 3 exons. The annotation marks the transcript as partial. The record is from RefSeq and is a predicted model, not a curated record.